AUGAAGGUAAAUUUGACAAAAAAGAAUUUUGAAAAUAUAAAGAUUAAAAACAUCUAGUUGAUUGGAGCUAAUUUUGUAAGAUGUAAUUUGAAUGGAUCUCAUUUUGAAUAUGUAGAUAUCAGUGGAAUAAAUUUAAAUGGGGCCUAACUGUUUUAAUGUUAAUGGAAAAAUAUUAAAAUAAAUGAAUUAAAUUCAUUAGAUGAUCUUGAGGGAUGUGUCAAAUCAGCAUGUUUUUCUCCUGAUGGCAGUGCAAUAGCAUUAAGUUUUGAGGACAAGUCUAUCCGUUUAUGGAAUAUUAAAACAGGAAAAGAAAAAAUGAAGUUUUGCUAUCAAAGUGAUUGGGUAUUGUCAGUAUGUUUCUUUCCUGAUGGCACAAAAUUAGCAUCUUGUAGUAAGGAUAAGUCUAUUUUGUUAUGGGAUCUGAAGACAGGAAAACAAGCAUUGAAAUUUGAUGGUCAUAAUGAUUGGGUUUAUUCUGUAUGUUUCUCUCCUGAUGGCACAGAAUUAGCCUCUUGUAGUAAGGAUAAGACUAUCAGAUUAUGGGAUGUCAAGACAGGACAAGGAAAAUUUCAAUUAAAUGGACACAGAAAUGAUGUAUAUUCUGCAUGUUUCUCUUCUGAUGGUACAAAAUUAGCCUCUUGUAGUAAGGAUAAGACUAUCCGCCUAUGGGAUGUAAAGACAGGGCAAAAAUAAUUUCAAUUAAAUGGACACAAAAAUGAUGUAUAUUCUGUAUGUUUCUCUUGAUGGUACAAAAUUAGCCUCUUGUAGUAAGGAUAAGUCUAUCCGCCUAUGGGAUGUUAAAAGAGGAGAAUAAAAAGCUAAAUUGGAUGGUCAUACGAAUUCUGUCUACUCAGUUUGUUUCUCAACUGACGAUACUCCAUUAGUAUCUUAUAGUAAGGAUAAUUCUAUCAGAUUUUGGGAUGUCAAUAAAGGGCUAGAAAUAUCUCAAUUAUACAAGCACAAUAAAAACGCAUGUUCAGUCUGCUUUUCUUCUGAUGAUAUUGUAUUAGCAUAUAGUUGUGAAGAUAAAUCUAUACAUAUAUGGGAUUUAAAGACAGGUUAUCAGCGAUCUAAAUAAUUUGAUGGUCAUAGCGAUGAUAUUUACUGUGUAUGCUUUACUUCUGACGGAAAAAUAUUAGCCUCUAGUGGUAGGGACAAAUUAAUUCAUCUUUGGGAUGUUAAAACAGGAUAAUAAAAAUUAAAAUUGCAAGGACAUAACGAUUGCAUACGUACAGUUUCAUUUUCUCCAAAUGGAAAUGAAAUAGCAUCUGGCAGCAUGAUAGCUUAAUUAUUUUAUGGGAUGCUCAGACAGGAUAAAAAAUAAAGGAAUUAGUAGGCCAUAAUGGAAUUGUCUUGUCAAUAUGCUUCUCUCCUUUAGGUUCUAUAUUAGCAUCUAGUAGUAGAGACAACUCUAUUUGUUUAUGGAAUACCUAGACAGGUUAAAUAUAAUCUCAUUUAAAUUGUAAUGGUUAUGUUCAAUCAUUAUGCUUUUCUUCUGAUGGUACUACAUUAGCAUCUGGUAGUUCGGAUAGCUUUUUAUGCCUAUGGAAUUUUAAAACAGGAAAAGAAAUAUUGAAAAAAGAUUGUUAAAUUGGAAUCAUUAUGUCUGUAUAAUUUUCUCCAGAUGGUACUACCUUAGGCUCUGGUAGCGAAGAUAAUUCUGUUCGCUUAUGGGAUUCUAAGACUGGUCAACAAAUAUUGAAAUUGUUUGGCCAUAGUAGUUACGUGCGAACAGUUUCAUUCUCCUCUGAUGGUACUACAUUAGCAUCUGGUAGUGAUGAUUAUUCUGUUCGUUUAUGGAAUUUAAAAACAGGUUAACAAAAAUCUAAAUUAGAUAGUCAUAAUGAUUGCGUAUUGUCAGUAUGCUUUUCUCCUGAUGGAACAAUGCUUGCUUCUAGUGGAAUGGAUUUUUCUAUCCGUUUAUGGUAUUUAAAAGAAAAUUUUAAAUAUAAAAUGUCACCAGAUAGAAAUACAUUAGCUUCUGGUAGUGUAGAUAACUCUAUCCGUCUAUGGGAUGUCAAAACAGGAUAAUAAAAAGCCAAAUUAGAUGGUCAUACUAGUGCUAUUAUGUCAGUCUGUUUCUCCUGAUGGAAAUACAUUAGCUUCUGGUAGUGAAGAUAACUCUAUCCGUCUAUGGGAUGUCAAAACAGGAUAAUAAAAAGCCAAAUUAGAUGGUCAUACUCAUAAUGUCUACUCAGUCUGUUUCUCUCCUGAUGGAAAUACAUUAGCUUCUGGUAGUGAUGAUAAGUCUAUCCGUCUAUGGGAUGUCAAAACAGGAUAAUAAAAAGCCAAAUUAGAUGGUCAUACUCAUAAUGUCUACUCAGUCUGUUUCUCUCCUGAUGGAAAUACAUUAGCUUCUGGUAGUGAUGAUAAGUCUAUCCGUCUAUGGGAUGUCAAAACAGGAUAAUAAAAAGCCAAAUUAGAUGGUCAUACUCAUAAUGUCUACUCAGUCUGUUUCUCUCCUGAUGGAAAUACAUUAGCUUCUGGUAGUGAUGAUAAGUCUAUCCGUCUAUGGGAUGUCAAAACAGGAUAAUAAAAAGCCAAAUUAGAUGGUCAUACUCAUAAUGUCUACUCAGUCUGUUUCUCUCCUGAUGGAAAUACAUUAGCUUCUGGUAGUGAUGAUAAGUCUAUCCGUCUAUGGGAUGUCAAAACAGGAUAAUAAAAAGCCAAAUUAGAUGGUCAUACUCAUAAUGUCUACUCAGUCUGUUUCUCUCCUGAUGGAAAUACAUUAGCUUCUGGUAGUGAUGAUAAGUCUAUCCGUCUAUGGGAUGUCAAAACAGGAUAAUAAAAAGCCAAAUUAGAUGGUCAUACUCAUAAUGUCUACUCAGUCUGUUUCUCUCCUGAUGGAAAUACAUUAGCUUCUGGUAGUGAUGAUAAGUCUAUCCGUCUAUGGGAUGUCAAAACAGGAUAAUAAAAAGCCAAAUUAGAUGGUCAUACUCAUAAUGUCUACUCAGUCUGUUUCUCUCCUGAUGGAAAUACAUUAGCUUCUGGUAGUGAUGAUAAGUCUAUCCGUCUAUGGGAUGUCAAAACAGGAUAAUAAAAAGCCAAAUUAGAUGGUCAUACUCAUAAUGUCUACUCAGUCUGUUUCUCUCCUGAUGGAAAUACAUUAGCUUCUGGUAGUGAUGAUAAGUCUAUCCGUCUAUGGGAUGUCAAAACAGGAUAAUAAAAAGCCAAAUUAGAUGGUCAUACUAGUGCUAUUAUGUCAGUCUGUUUCUCCUGAUGGAAAUACAUUAGCUUCUGGUAGUGAAGAUAACUCUAUCCGUCUAUGGGAUGUCAAAACAGGAUAAUAAAAAGCCAAAUUAGAUGGUCAUAGUAACUAUGUUAGAUCAGUCUGUUUCUCUCCUGAUGGAAAUACAUUAGCAUCUGGUAGUAGAGAUGGUUCUAUCCGUGUAUGGGAUCUCAAAACAGGAAAAUAAAAAGCCGAAUUAAAUGGCUAUAUUGAUUAUUUCAAAUCAGUUUGUUUCUCUCCUGAUGGAAACACAUUGGCUUCUAGUAACAAUCGUGACUUAAUCGAACUUUGGGAUGUAAAAACAGGAUUGUAAAAAGCCCGAUUCAACCUUACUGGACUUGUUAGUUCAGUCUGUUUCACUCCUGAUGGAAAUACAUUAGCAUCUGCAGGUGGAAGCGGAAAUCCUUAUGAAUAAGGAGAUAACUCUAUCCGUCUAUGGGAUGUCAAAACAGGAUAAUAAAAAGCCAAAUUAGAUGGUCAUAGUAAUGAUGUUAUGUCAGUGUGUUUCUCUCCUGAUGGAAAUACAUUAGCUUCUGGUAGUUAUGAUUAUGUUAUUGAAAAAUUUUUAUUAGUAAAAUACUUAUUUUGGAAAUUUAAGAGAAAAUACCCAUGCAUUUAAGUGUUACUAAUAUAAAGGCUGUUUUAUAUAUUUAAAUAAUUUAUCGUCCAAGGAGGUUGUUAUAGAGAGGAUAAAUUUUAUUAAGAUUAUCAUUUAUGUUAAUCAAAUACCAAUAAUUAUUUCCUUUUUAAUUCUACAAUUUAGGUGCAAUUUCUUAAUUUAAUUGUAAAAUAUAACCAUUUAAUCAGUUUUUAAAGACUUAAGGGAUAUUAUUUUUGA
Paramecium pentaurelia is the source of this 4067-nucleotide messenger RNA. The record is from the annotation of a GenBank genome assembly. Lineage: Eukaryota; Ciliophora; Oligohymenophorea; Peniculida; Parameciidae.